GCGGCCUUUGGCCCCGGCCGGGCACAGCCGGAGCUCCGAGCUCCGCCCCGCUSCUGCGGGACCCGGCGCUGAUCGCACACGGGCGGGCGGUGCGGUCCUUCCCGGCCCCUGCUCGGCGCAGCGAGCGGCUUCCCACUUAAUGCAAAAUGGCAGCAAUUGGAGCAGUGUCCUGCUUCUGUCUCCGUCCUGGUGUGUGGCUGCUGAAACCAGGAAUGCAGAAGAUGAGUUCCUUUGGCUUACACACAGCAGCCAGGUGUGCUGCCAAGAGUUAUUAUGAAGUACUUGUGUUGGGUGGAGGUGCUGGUGGAAUCUCCAUGAGUGCUCGGAUGAAGAGGAAAGUGGGAGCAGGAAACGUGGCUGUUGUUGAGCCAAGUGAGACUCAUUACUAUCAGCCUCUGUGGACUCUGGUUGGCGCUGGUGCAAAGCAGCUGGAAGCUUCUGCACGUCCAAUGAAAAGCGUAAUGCCUCAAGGUGUUGACUGGAUCAAAUCUCAAGUUACAGCAUUGGAUCCAGAAAAAAACUGUGUCUGGCUGGACAAUGAUACCAAGAUGUCUUACAAGUAUCUGAUAAUUGCCCUUGGAAUUAGUCUGCAUUAUGAGAAGAUCAAAGGCUUGCCUGAAGGUUUUAAUUACCCUAAAAUAGGUUCCAAUUAUUCAGUUCAGACAGUAGAGAAAACAUGGAAAGCUUUACAAGAUUUUCAGGAAGGAAAUGCUAUCUUCACUUUUCCAAAUACUCCAGUGAAGUGUGCAGGGGCUCCUCAGAAGAUCAUGUAUUUGUCGGAUGCRUACUUGAGAAAAACAGGAAAACGUKCCAAAGCAAACAUCAUGUUCAACACUUCACUUGGUGUGAUUUUUGGUGUUAAAAAAUAUGCUGAUGCAUUGCUUGAAAUAAUAAAGGACAGGAAUCUUACUGUUAACUAUAAGCGCAAUCUCAUAGAAGUUCGAGCAGACAAGCAAGAAGCUGUGUUUGAAAACUUGGACACACCUGGAGCGACUGAAGUUUAUCAGUAUGAAAUGCUUCAUGUCACACCCCCAAUGGGGCCACCUGCUGUACUCAUCAACAGUCCUGUCUCAGAUGAAAACGGCUGGGUGGAUGUAGAUAAGGAGACUCUACAACAUAAAAAGUAUCGUAAUGUGUUUGGUAUUGGAGACUGCACCAACCUUCCAACAUCAAAAACUGCUGCAGCUGUAGCUGCACAGUCUGGAGUCCUUGAUAAAACUAUUUCUCUGGUAAUGAAGAACGAGAUGCCAGUUAAAAAGUACGAUGGAUACACUUCCUGCCCACUAGUAACRGGCUACGACAAGGUGAUUCUAGCAGAGUUUGACUACAAUGCUCAGCCUUUGGAGACCUUUCCCAUYGACCAGGGUAAGGAGAGAACGACCAUGUACCAUAUGAAAGCUGAUCUGAUGCCUCUGCUCUACUGGAAUGGACUGCUCAAGGGCUACUGGGGAGGACCAGCUCCYUUCAGGAAGCUAAUGCAUCUGAGCUUGAAGUAACUGCACUGGUUCUCAGUGUUGGUUAAAACCUUCCAAAGAAAUGGACUGGCCUCACACUGGAUCAAUACAUAUCUUCUCUUAGAAUACCUGGCAGACUUUUUUUUUCUUUUUUUUACAUCAAGAUUUUGUCACAAAUUCACUUUUCUUCCUACUAUGGAUUAAGCCUUCAUAAUGCUCUUUCCUUGCUCUUUUAGGUAAACUGAGGCCUUAAACUACUUCUGUAUUUACACAGGAGUCUUAACUGGCCUUACCCUACAGAUUACUACAGGAAUUUCUAGAGCAAUUWGUACUUUUAAAACUUGUUGUAUAUGUCAUUCCUGACCCUGAACUGAAUUAUCUGCAUCUAAGAUCAAUAUAUGCACUGGAUUUAACAGUGAUUGAUGCUAGUAAAAGGGCCUGAAAGUCUCCAAUUGUUCUCUUAUUUUUGAAGAACAUGAAUCCUACUUUCUAAGUAUACCUGCAGCCUGAUUAUUAUAGGAAAACAUGCAGAGUUUUGAAAGGAAAAAAAAAGGUCAAAGCAGUGUCUGUGUAUAUGGAUACACACAGUCUCUGAGGGUAGUUGUGCCACUUCACAUGAAUUCCACUAUAAUGUUUUAAGCUGUGACACUAAG
This is a messenger RNA of Malurus melanocephalus (red-backed fairy wren), 2107 nucleotides long. It is a transcript of the gene SQOR, whose product is annotated as sulfide quinone oxidoreductase. Gene Ontology annotation, molecular function: FAD binding; sulfide:quinone oxidoreductase activity. The transcript has 10 exons. The record is from RefSeq and is a predicted model, not a curated record. NCBI's taxonomy places the organism in Eukaryota, Metazoa, Chordata, Aves, Passeriformes, Maluridae. Bases 147 to 1496 code for a protein of 449 amino acids. Gene Ontology annotation, cellular component: mitochondrion.